This is a messenger RNA of Thalassophryne amazonica, 2754 nucleotides long. RefSeq names its product netrin-G1-like. The coding region runs from base 10 to 1434 and encodes 474 amino acids. The transcript has 7 exons. Gene Ontology annotation, molecular function: cell-cell adhesion mediator activity. Lineage: Eukaryota; Metazoa; Chordata; Actinopteri; Batrachoidiformes; Batrachoididae. The record is from RefSeq and is a predicted model, not a curated record.
AAUCCCUACAUGUGUAACAACGAAUGUGACGCCACCACUGAGGAGCUCGCACACCCUCCAGAGCUCAUGUUUGACAUUGAGGGCCGAAAUCCUACUACUUUCUGGCAGUCCACAUCCUGGAAAAAGUACCCAAAAGCCCUCCUGGUCAACAUUACACUAUCUUGGAACAAGACAAUUGAGCUGACGGAUGACAUCAUUCUCACCUUUGAGUCAGGCCGUCCAGAACAGAUGGUCCUAGAAAAGUCACUGGAUUAUGGGCGAACCUGGCAGCCCUAUCAGUUUUAUGCCACAGACUGCCUGGAUGCUUUCACCAUGGAACCCAAGACAGUGCAGGAUCUGACCCAGCAUACCCUCCUGGACAUCAUCUGCACUGAGGAGUACUCUCGAGGCUAUGUGUGGAAGUAUGACAAAACUGUGCGCUUUGAGAUUAAGGACCGCUUUGCUCUGUUUGCUGGGCCCCGUCUCCACAACAUGGCUUCACUUUACGGCCAACUGGACACCACCAAGAACUUGAGGGACUUUUUUACGAUCACAGACCUAAGAGUGCGCCUCCUACGUCCCGCCACAGGAGCUACAAUGGUGGAUGAGAACAACUUGUCCAGAUACUUCUACGCCAUUUCUGACAUUAAAGUCCAGGGCAGGUGCAAGUGCAACCUUCACGCCAACAGCUGUGUGUACGACAAAGAGAAGCUGAGCUGCGAAUGCGAACACAACACCACCGGGCCCGACUGCGGCCGCUGUAAGAGGAACUACCAAGGCCGUGCUUGGAGUGCCGGCUCCUACCUGCCCAUUCCUAAGGGCACGGCCAAUAUCUGUAUUCCUAAUAGCAUUGGUCCAGUUAUUCGGCCGAAUGUCUCAUCCCUAGGUGUCGCUAAUCGAAAAGAAGACUGUGAAUGCUUUGGCCACUCCAACCGAUGCAGCUACAUCGAGCUGUUAAACACCGUCAUUUGUGUGAGCUGUAAGCACAACACUAGGGGGCAGCACUGCCAGCUGUGCAAGCUGGGCUACUACCGCAAUGCCUUGGCAGAACUGGACGAUGAAAAUGUGUGCAUAGACUGUAAUUGUAAUCCCUUUGGCUCAGUCAGUGAUCGCUGUAAUGGCACAGGAUUUUGUAAAUGUAAGGAGGGCACCGCAGGGCCCAAGUGUCAGGAGUGUCUGCCCGGCUAUUUGUGGGACAAUGGCUGCAAAUCACGGGUGUGUGACAACGAACUCCUGCGCUGCCAAAAUGGAGGAGUGUGCAUCAACAACCUCCACUGCAAGUGUCCGGCAGCCUACACGGGCCUUCUGUGUGAGAAGUUCCGUUGUGAGUCUGAGCUGGGCGGCUGUGGAAACGCUGGUUCAGGCCAGGCUGGCAUGCCUCCUCUGUCCUCCCCGGGACUCCUGUUGCUGCUGCUGAUGUUGCUGGGCUUGGCACUGCUGAGAGAGGCCUCCUAAGGUUCUGUCAUGCUCCAGUCAGACCUGUGAUCUGGUGGCAGUCAUAAACUUAUCAGUGCCACCUUCCUAUUUGUCCCGCCCACUUCUUCAAAUAAUCAAGCACCAUUAAACAAGAACAAUCAUGAGCUUUCUGGGCUGUGCUGUACAAGCUUUUCAGCCACCAGACUCAACAGACACGCUGACGAUAAAUGGAAUGUGCCAGACUCUGAGUGCAAAAACCUCUCAUUAAAUUUCAAAGAAUAUAUAUAAAAAUGAAAAAGAUACUUUAAUAACAUGUGACAUUAUAAAAGAAAAGACUAACUGAGAAUUUGCCUAAUGAAAGAGACCGUCCCCUCCCCCUCUAAGCCAUACCAGGUACUUGAGCUCCUUCCAGUUUGAGAAGGGAUAACUGAUGAUGACAAACUCAUUUACAUCCUGUCUUAUUGCCAUGGCAACAACAGCUGCGAUCAAUCAGCUUUUGCCUGGCCUAAAGUCCCCCUUGGAUGCUUAUGUUGGCUGGACUAACGCCUAAGAAAUCUUGAGGAAAUCAUCCUCCACUGAACGGCAAAGACUGGCCUCUGAAGCAUUGAUGUAUCAACAAACAGAAAAGAUAAAAAUGUCUAGGAAGGAUUCUUUGCUGUCAGUGCAUUGUGGAUAGAAGGGAAUCUGUCCGGACUGCCACUUUGCGACACUAAAACCUCCCCGUGUCGCUUUCUGUUGAGCCCGAUCUUUUCCCACCUCCUGUUCAACCUCUGCGACCCCUUCCUCCAUGCUGUCACUGACCUGUGCUUUCAUGAACAUGUAACACUUGUUGGUUGAAAGAAUUUUUUUGUCCGAUGUAAGUGAUUCUCACGUGUAAGAAUUCCACUCCCUCUCUUUCAAAUAGAUGCUCCAACAAGCUGUCUAAUUCUUUUCUAUCUUAAUGCUCCCUGCAGUCAUGGUCAGAGGAUAGUUUUCACUUGAGCAGAUGAGACGUACAUAGAAAACCAUCGAUGUAUGUGCAAGUUCUUUUCUCGAUAGAGCAAAACAAGAUAAGUCAUGUAGUCCUUUUGUAGCUUUGCUGAACUGUGACGGAAAAAAGGCAACCUUUAAUGUUCCAAUUUAAGACAUCUAAAAGCAAGCAAUUACAUUUUUUCAUAUUUAUUUCACUGAUUUUAGUUCUUCAUUUUACUUUUAGUUGUGCCGUUGAUUUUCCUUUGUAUUGGCAACGUGCUGGCAUCAAAGAAUAUCCGUUUACAUAUAAAGUAUUAAUAAAAUGUAAUGAAAUCCCACCAAAGGACAUGAUAAAUGUUUUGUUCUUGCUUUAACACUUGAAAAUUUAAGUGAAUAAAAGUUGAAAAA